Molecule: messenger RNA, 2253 nt
Organism: Hypoxylon trugodes
Lineage: Eukaryota; Fungi; Ascomycota; Sordariomycetes; Xylariales; Hypoxylaceae
Product: glutamyl-tRNA synthetase
Exons: 2
Coding region: 1-1890 (629 amino acids)
Biological process (GO): translation; glutamyl-tRNA aminoacylation
Cellular component (GO): cytosol; cytoplasm; methionyl glutamyl tRNA synthetase complex
Molecular function (GO): ATP binding; glutamate-tRNA ligase activity
Source: RefSeq, a predicted model, not a curated record
AUGAAGGUUGACGAGCUCGUCGCCGUCUCAACCUCCCUAGGAGGGGAUUUCAAGUCCAUCGAACCCCACCUCGUCCGACUUGAGAAACAUCUUACCUUACGAACAUAUCUCGCCGGAUACACACUAAGCGAGAUUGAUUCCAAGAUUUGGAUCGCCAUAAAGAGCAAUCGUGUUGCCGUAUCUUUCGUUCGCAAAGGAUCUUACGCAAACCUCUACCGAUGGUUUACAUAUAUCGAACAAGCUCACCCGGAGAUUCAAACUGAAGUCAAGGCUGCCGACUCGGCGCGUAAGGCCAAGGUCCAAGCAGCUAGUCGAGCCGGAGCAAGUUACAACUUAGCCCUACAGGAGACCGACAAGGGUGUUGUUACUCGUUUCCUACCAGAGCCAUCGGGAUACCUUCAUAUUGGACACGCCAAAGCCGCCCUACUCAGCGAUUACUUUGCCCACCAAGCCUACGACGGUAAGCUUCGACUUCGACUCGACGAUACCAACCCUAGCAAGGAGAAAGAGGAAUACCAGGAUGCCAUCAUUGAGGAUCUUGCUCUUAUGGGAAUCAAACCCGACGUUGUUACGUAUACCUCCGACUACUUCGACCACCUUUACGAUACCUGCCUUUCUCUCAUCAAGAGUGCCAACGCAUAUGCCGAUGACACGGACGUAGAAACAAUGCGCGAUGAGAGAGGAAAAGGAAUUGCAUCCAAGAGACGAGAUCGUACUGUUGAGGAGAAUUUGCGAAUAUUCGACGAGAUGAAGAAUGGUACCGAGGAGGGGUUGAAGAACUGCAUUCGUGCCAAGAUUUCCGUCGACAACCCAAACAAGGCCAUGCGCGAUCCCGUCAUCUACCGAUGCAACCCUAAUGACCCUCACCACCGAACCGGCACUAAAUGGAAAAUGUACCCGACCUAUGACCUUGCAUGCCCUGUCGUCGAUAGCUUAGAGGGUGUUACACAUGCUCUGAGGUCAACUGAGUAUACCGAUCGUAACCCUCAAUUCCAAUGGUUCCUUGACACACUCAAACUGCGUCAAGUUUACAUGUGGGAUUUUGCUCGUAUGAACUUCAUUCGAACAUUCCUGUCUAAGCGUAAGCUAGCAAAACUCGUUGAUACCGGUCGAGUUUGGGGUUGGGAUGACCCACGGAUGCCUACAAUCCGGGGUAUCAGAAGACGAGGCAUGACUAUUCCCGCGCUUCGUGAUUUCAUUUUAAAGCAGGGUCCAUCCAGAAAUGUUGUAUCUAUGGAUUGGGCUAGUUUCUGGGCCACGAACAAGAAGGAAAUUGACCCAGUUGCACCACGACACACCGCCAUUCUUAAGAAAGACCACGUCAAAGUAGCCAUCAUGGGAGAUGAGGCACCGUCAGAGCCACGUACCGAGGAGAAGCCCCUCCACCCCAAGAAUCCCUCCAUUGGAACGAAGAAAGUGGCUUUCAGUAAGGAACUAAUAUUAGAUCAGGCCGAUGCCAAGUCAUUCAAGGAUGGUGAGGAGAUUACUCUGAUGCAAUGGGGCAAUGCUUUUGUGAGAGCUGUUGCAAGCGGUGACCCUAUCACUAGCAUCACUUGCGAGUUGAACGUGAAAGGAGAUGUCCGUUCUACAGACAAGAAAGUUACUUGGCUCUCGACGCAAGGACAAACGCUUGUUGACGCGGAACUUUGGGACUUCGACUACCUAAUCACCAAGGAUAAACUCGAGGAGGAGGAUGACUUGGAGAAAUUCCUAAACCCUGUAACGGCCACGUUGGAGGAAGCGUUUUGUGAUGAGGGUGUAACCAAACUCAAGAAGGACGACAUCAUCCAGCUUGAACGAAGAGGGUACUACCGUGUAGACAAAGGAUACAAUGAUGAUGACGACAAGAAGGUUGUCUUGUUCUGUAUUCCCACUGGUAAAAACAAAUAGAUAAAAUGUUACGUGAGACCUGAAGGGAUCUUAACAAUUGGAGGAUAAUACAAAAAGUUCUUGCUAAUAGACUCAGUUAAAACAUGGCUGCCACAUUUGUGCCUAAACAUAUCGUUACGAGACAAGCCACAUUACGAGCUCGAAUGCUUUUCUUCAGAUCAAUAGGAGCAGUACCGUCAACCAGGAUUACUCGAAUUUUCAUGUUGAUCAUGAUCAUGAUCUUAAUACCGCUAGUACUUACCUUAUAUGGAAAUUAUGAGGAUCUUGUAUUAUACAGCAGUCUCUCAUGUUCCUGAUUCCAACAUUUUGUUUCCCUAAAAAACGAAUCACGAGUAAUGUAGCAUUAUAAUUCAGCCCAAGUUC